Condylostylus longicornis is the source of this 1175-nucleotide messenger RNA. Its product is annotated as flightin. The record is from RefSeq and is a predicted model, not a curated record. Lineage: Eukaryota; Metazoa; Arthropoda; Insecta; Diptera; Dolichopodidae. The coding region runs from base 163 to 771 and encodes 202 amino acids. The transcript is spliced from 5 exons.
UUAUAAAAAGAAUAAAAUAAUUAAAAAAAACAGAGAAAGAGAAAAAAAACAAAAAGAAAGGAAUAUUAAAAAUUCAAUUUAAGUUAACAGUUUAUUGUAAAGCUUUUCAUAUUAGUCUUCUAUUUGAAUCCCUUUAAUAAAGAUCUAGAAUAAUUUGCAGAAAUGGCCGAUGAGGAGCCAGCAUCAUCCCCAGCGAAAUCUGGAUCAAAACCCGGUUCUAAAGCUCAAACCCCCACAGCUGGCUCAAAGACCGGAUCAAAAGCAGGAACACCAGCUGCUGGAUCUAAAGUAGGUACACCAACUGGUGGGUCUAAAGCAGAAUCAGUAGCACCAGAGGAGGCAGCACCACCACCACCACCACAAGAAGAGAAAAGACCUAUUCGAUAUUAUAGACAUUGGGUUCGGCCACAAUUUUUGCAAUAUAAAUAUAUGUAUCAAUAUAGACAUAAUUAUUAUAACGAUGUAAUUGAUUAUUUGGAUAAAAGGGACAAGGGAAUUAAUAGACCAGUACCAAAAGCACAAACAUGGGCUGAACGUGUUCUUCGCACAAAUGCGGAAAGAAGAUACGUUUAUUUUGAUCAACCCCCACAAGUUGUUGCGAAUCCGAAAUAUUGGGGUCCGUCAAUACCAUCAAGCGGGCGACUUUCACCCAUAGAUGAUUAUCAUCCUAAAGGAGAGCCACAUUUAAUAAUAACACUUCCAGCGGUUAUUAAAGCUCACAAUUAUCAUACAAAAUCUUACAUUAAUCAAAGAUAUCAAAGAGUUUUGUAAAAAGAAAAUGUAAAACCACACUAUGAUAAAUGAAUAAUAUUGAAAAACAAAAUUAAAACCAUAAUUGAUUUUAUCAAAAAUUAAAAAAUUUAUAUUAAAUAAAAAUUAUUAAAUAAAAACUUUAAUAUAUAAUUUUUAUUUUGGAAAAAAAAAUAACAAUCUAAAAAUAAACAACUUAAGUAAAUCACUGAAGAUCACAAAAUGUUACCAUAAUAGAUAAAGAUCCUUGGAACGCAACAAAAUUAAUGGUACGCAAUCAAUAUUCAGAAAUUCAAAAGAAAAAAAAAGAAAUAAAUAUUUAUAAUUAAAAAAAAAUAUUUAUUAUGGAACCGCUUAUAAAAAAUAAUUCACUUUUUUUUUGCCAAUUUUUUUAGUUUAUUUUAAUAAAGUUUUUUUUUAAUUGA